CUCACACCCUCGACUGAACGACUCCAACCAACCCGGAACUUUUUAAGUCAACUAAUCAUUCCUGAAAACUUAUUGCAAGGAGUUUCCUCCUUUUUUCCUAGCAGUUCACAAGUAACUCUAAGAAAAGUCACUUCCACAGACGGGGUGUUCCUAUGAGGGGAAGAAAAGGACAGUUGCAAAUGUUUCUCGCUCGGACUGCGGCAGCUCCUGUGGGACAGUAGCCUCGACUUUUCAAACCAGCCAGUGAGUGGUGGACUACAGAGUUGCCAACAUGCCUCAACAGAAGGACAUAGUGAAGAUUGCCAUCCAGAUGCCUGGGGCCUACCCCCAGCUCAUACAACUGGACCAGAAAAAGCCUCUGUCUGCUGUGAUAAAAGAAGUGUGUGAUGGCUGGAAUCUCCCAGGUCCAGACAACUACGCUCUGCAGUAUGCUGAUGGAGUGCAGACGUACAUCACUGAAUCGAAUCGUUUGGACAUAAAGAAUGGCUGCAUUCUGCGUCUGACCAAGGCACCGGGCCGAUGUGCAGAAGACUUGUACAAAGGCAUCCAGAGCUCGGACUCAGGCGUGCGCUGUGAUUCGCUGAAGGAACUGGCGAGCGUUUCCACAGACGUGACCUUUGCUCAAGAGUUCAUCAGCCGAGACGGACACGUCUUAUUGGUCAAGAUAGUAGAGGACUCUAAUGAGAGUAACGCGAUCAUGACCCACACGCUGACAGGCUUCAUGGAACUGAUGGAUCAUGGGAUAGUUUCAUGGGAGAACCUCUCCUGUGUCUUCAUCAAGAAGAUUGCCAGCUUUGUCAACGCCAAGUCGACCGACGUAUCGAUGCAGCAGGUGUCCCUGGACAUCCUGGAGAGCAUGGUGCUGAGCAGCCACAGCCUCUUCCUGCAGGUCAAACAGGAAGUCACCAUGGAGCGGCUCAUCGCUCACCUCCAGGUGACCAAUCCGCAGAUACAGACCAAAGCCAUGGCUCUACUUAUGGCACUACUCCAAACUGCCGGAGACUCGGACAGACAGGAUAUGUUUGCGUUCCUGAAUAAGAAGAAUCUCCGACAGUACAUUUAUAAAAAUAUCAUCCACAGUUCUGGGUCGGUCCAGGACAAGAUGGCCCACUACCUCUAUGUCCUACAGUCCGUUACCUUGAACCAGCUGGAGCCUCGCAUGAGGACGCCUCUGGACAGCUACAACCAGGAGCAGAGAGAAGUCCUUCACGGUUUGCGGCAGGCUGCGUUUGAGACGGAAAGCGAGAACAGUCUGAGCCAAGAGAGGCGCCGCUCGCUCUGCGCCAAAGAGUUCAAGAAGUUAGGCUUCUCUAACAAUAGUAACCCCGGGCAGGACUUGGUGCGAACGCCUCCUGGUCUUCUGGCUCUGGACACCAUGUUUUACUUUGCAUCACGCUAUCCUGACGCCUACAGCAGGUUUGUCCUGGAGAACAGCAGCAGGGAAGACAAACACGAGUGUCCGUUUGCCAGGAGCAGCAUCCAGCUCACACUCAUCCUGUGUGAAAUCCUUCGUAUCGGAGAAACCCCCUCAGAGACGAGAUCUGACUACCACCCCAUCUUCUUCAGUCAGGAUCGGCUGAUGGAAGAGCUUUUCUGCGUCUGCAUUCAGCUGCUCAACAAGACCUGGAAGGAGAUGAGAGCCACACAGGAGGACUUCGACAAGGUGAUGCAGGUGGUGAGGGAGCAGAUCACCAGGACCCUCUCCAGUAAGCCCACCUCCCUGGAGCUCUUCAAGAACAAAGUCAACGCCCUGAACUACAGCGAGAUCCUCAAACUGCGGCAGACGGAGCGGCUGCACCAAGAGGAGACCCUCGCUCCCCCCGUACUGGAGCUCAAAGAGCGCCUGAAGCCGGAGCUGCUGGAUCUGAUCCGCCAGCAGAGACUCAACAGGCUGUGUCAAGGAACCAUGUUCAAGAAGAUCAGCAACCGACGCAGGCAGGAUAAACUGUGGUACUGCCGCUUGUCGCCCAAUCACAAAAUGCUUCACUACGGGGAUGUGGAGGAGGACACGGACAAUCCACCAAUAGAAACACUGCAAGAGAAGAUUCCAGUGGCAGAUAUCAAAGGCUUGCUGACGGGAAAAGACUGUCCUCACAUGAAGGAGAACAAAAGCAAACAGAACAAGGAGGUGCUGGACCUGGCCUUUAGCCUCACAUAUGAUGUAGAAGAGGACAGCCUUAACUUCAUCGCCCCCUCCAGAACUGAUUUCUGCCUGUGGACAGAUGGGCUGAGCGUGCUCCUGGGCCGGGAGAUGAGCAGUGAGUCCAUGCGCAGCGAGCUGGAGAUCCUGCUCUCCAUGGAGAUCAAGCUCCGCCUCCUGGACCUGGAGAACGUUCCCAUCCCCGACUGUGCGCCCGUCAUCCCCAAACCGCCCAGCAACUACAACUUCUGCUACGACUUCAGCCAGACGGAGCAGUAGAGCAGGAUGUGUGAAUGUGUGAAUGUGUAAAUAUAUAUAUUGUAUAUGUGUGUGUGUGUGUGUGUGUGUCUGAAAUAAGAAGUGUGUGUUUGGUGAGAACUGACCUGUGCAUCCGUGCACUUAUUCCUAUUACACAGAUUUAUAACAUUAGGUUUAUGUGGUCUUCUGCAUCCAAGGGAAGAAAACCUGUGGAAACUGCUACCAUUUGCCUAUUGACUGUAUUUGCAUUAAUUCAACAUAUUUCCUCAGAAAAAUGAAAUCCUUCUUCUUCAGCCACUCAAUUAAUGGUACUAUGAUUUAGUUUUGCUAUCAUUUUAUAUCUCUAAAUAUAUCUUAAACGAUGUAUGGUACAUGGAAUGCUCCUGUGUGCGAGGGUGGUUUUUAUUGGUCGAGACAAUAGACGCUGUGUCUCUAAAUGCUGGCUGUGCUCAUGUUUUUAUGUUUUUGAAUGAGCAUGAAUUUGGACAGUGCUUUUUCAAGAUGUGCUACACAUUACACUCAUUUCCAACAUAAGAAAGACAAGUACAGUAUGUGUAGGUGUGGGACAAUGUGUUGCUUAAAUAGGUACUGGCCUUGGUACGGAUCCCAGAAGCUGUGGAUCCGAGAUGAUCUGUACGACUUUUAUUAGAUUUGUUAUAGUGAUGCAGAUCUGCAUUAGGUACCAUGCUGACUUAACAUAUCAAGUUUUACAAAGAGAGACACAAAGCUUAUCAAACUAUAUCUGUAUCUGUAUGAUACAGAAUGCAAUAAGUGUUUCUGUGUAGGUUUUUUUCAAAUGUGUUGGAUCAGAUCCUGAAAUAGAAAGAUUUUAUAAAAGGUACUGAUAAUAAUAUGAUGGAGGCGACAUGUUUAAUAAUUUGGAAUAAACAGUUUGAUUUAUACUGAAAAUAAAACAAGCAUGUGUUUGUGUUUUAGUCAUGGCAUAAUAGCCAACAUUUGACUACUAUGCUGAUUGUUUAUUAAAAGAAUGUUUAUUUCU
This is a messenger RNA of Trematomus bernacchii (emerald rockcod), 3398 nucleotides long. RefSeq names its product engulfment and cell motility 3 (gene elmo3). The record is from RefSeq and is a predicted model, not a curated record. NCBI's taxonomy places the organism in Eukaryota, Metazoa, Chordata, Actinopteri, Perciformes, Nototheniidae. The transcript is spliced from 21 exons. Gene Ontology annotation, biological process: actin filament organization; cell motility. Bases 272 to 2419 code for a protein of 715 amino acids.